Messenger RNA from Camelus dromedarius (Arabian camel), 3190 nucleotides. It is a transcript of the gene MST1, whose product is annotated as macrophage stimulating 1. Gene Ontology annotation, molecular function: serine-type endopeptidase activity; receptor tyrosine kinase binding. Gene Ontology annotation, biological process: regulation of receptor signaling pathway via JAK-STAT; proteolysis. The record is from RefSeq and is a predicted model, not a curated record. Bases 802 to 3117 code for a protein of 771 amino acids. Lineage: Eukaryota; Metazoa; Chordata; Mammalia; Artiodactyla; Camelidae. The transcript is spliced from 17 exons.
CCGGGGGGGUGGGGGGGCCCUCCACGGCCUCCGGGAUGUUCCCGGUGCCGCCUCGCUCCAGUGCCCAACCAUCUCUGACCCCCGCCUGCGCCGGAGGAGCUCCUAGCACAGCCGUGUCGCAACUGUGUCCUGACUGGGAGACUUUGCUGCCUAUUUCAACUCCUACCAGCUACUUGCAGACCCCACCCAGAGGUCCCCUAGGAUGCCGGAAAGGCGGCUCCUCGCAGGGUCCCUGCUCCCUGUCACCCUCACCUCCAUUCAGGCCUGACGGGUGGCCUCGCUCACCUUCCCUGGGAUGGCACCUCCGGCGGGGCGAGGGGGGCCCUCUAUCUGGGGCGUGGACAGACCCGCCUCCAGCAAAAGAGGCAGGCUGUUUUGGGGCUGGAGCAGGGAACGUUAUCCACUCUACAGGGGAAGGCUGAGGCUCAGGCAACUUUAAUAUCACUGCCUCUGGCAGCAACCAUGUCCACGCUGUCCUUCCCUUCAGAGAAGCCUAGGCUGCAGGGGGGCUCCACUCCCACUCCAGGGCACCUCAAGUGCCCCCACUGAACCUUUCCAACACUGUCCACUACACAGAGAGGCCUCACAGGGGCUAGCUGUGCCGAAGUGAAGACCCUUGCCACCUCACCUAGGGGCUCUGACGUUGGCCCCACCCCCAUUCCUGCCACUGGGUCUCAGGUCAGGCCCCAUCAGGCCUAGAGUAGAGGUGUGGAGCCAGAGCCACCCAAUCCCCUAGGGACAGGUUUCACAACUUCCCGGAUGGGGCUGUAGUGGGUCACAGUGCAGCCUCCAGCCAGGAGGAUGGAGCGGCUCCCACUCCUGCUGCUUCUGACGCAGUGCUCAGGGGCCCCUGGGCAGCGCUCGCCCUUGAAUGACUUCCAGGUGCUGCGAGGUACAGAGCUGCAACACCUGCUACAUGCAGUGGGGUCCAGGCCUUGGCAAGAGGAUGUAGCAGACGCUGAGGAGUGUGCAGGGCGUUGUGGGCCCCUACUCGACUGCAGGGCUUUCCACUACAACGUAAGCAGCCACGGUUGUCAACUGCUGCCAUGGACCCAGCACUCACCUCAUACACGGCUGCAGCGCUCCAGGCGCUGCGAUCUCUUCCAAAAGAAAAGCUAUGUUCGGACCUGCAUCAUGGACAAUGGGGUCGAGUACCGCGGCACCGUGGCCAUCACCGUGGGUGGCCUACCCUGCCAGCGCUGGAGCCUCAGGUUCCCCAAUGACCACAAGUACACGCCCACGCUCCGGAAUGGCUUGGAGGAGAACUUCUGCCGCAACCCGGACAGGGACCCCGGAGGUCCCUGGUGCUAUACAACAGACCCUGCCGUGCGCUUCCAGAGUUGCGGCAUCAAGUCCUGUCGGGAGGCCGCUUGCCUUCUGUGCAAUGGCGAAGAUUACCGUGGCUCGGUGGACCGCACCGAGUCAGGGCGCGAGUGUCAGCGCUGGGACCUGCAGCACCCGCACCCGCACCCUUUUGAGCCGAGCAAGUUCCUUGAAAAAAAUCUGGACGACAACUAUUGCCGGAAUCCGGACGGCUCGGAGCGGCCCUGGUGCUAUACCACCGACCCACAGAUGGAGCGGGAGUUCUGCGAUCUCCCCCACUGCGGUAGAGCGCGAGGGCGGGGCCUGGGAGGGCACCUGGGACGCGUGGGGGCGUGGCCUUGCUGGGAAGAGAGGAGGGGCUGGGCGUGGCCCUGUGGUGGCCCAAAGAGCCUGCGGCUUCGCCUCAGCCCCACGCCGGGUCUAAGCUCCCUCUUGGGCUCCGACCGGUAUCGGUCCAUCCAAGGAUCCGAGGCACAGCCGCGCCACGAGGCCACGACACUCAACUGCUUCCGCGGGAAAGGCGAGGGCUACCGGGGCACGGUGAACACCACCGCCGCGGGCGUGCCUUGCCAGCGUUGGGACGCGCAGCACCCGCAUCAGCAUCGCUUUGCGCCGGAGAAAUACGCGUGCAAGGACCUUCGGGAGAACUUCUGCCGGAACCCCGACGGAUCGGAGGCGCCCUGGUGCUUCACAUCGCGGCCUGGCAUGCGCGUGGCCUUCUGCUACCAGAUAAGGCGGUGCGCGGACGACGUGCGGCCCGAGGACUGCUAUCACGGCGCGGGGGAACUAUACCGGGGUUCGGUCAGCAAGACCCGCAAGGGCGUCCGGUGCCAGCGCUGGUCUGCCGAGACGCCGCACAAGCCUCAGUUCACACCCACCUCCGCCCCACAAGCGCAACUGGAGGAGAACUUCUGCCGGAACCCGGACCGGGAUAGUCACGGGCCCUGGUGCUACACCACGGACCCGGGGACCCCGUUUGACUACUGUGCACUGCGGCGCUGCGAUAAUGACCAACCGCCGUCCAUCCUGGAGCCCCCAGACCAAGUGCUGUUUGCAGAGUGUGGCAAGAGGGUGACUCGCCUGGACCCACGGCGCUCCAGGCUGCGUGUGGUGGGGGGUCAGCCUGGGAACUCACCCUGGACAGUCAGCUUGCGCAACCGGCAGGGCCAGCACUUCUGCGGAGGCUCCCUAGUGAAGGAGCAGUGGGUACUGACUGCCCAGCAGUGCUUCUCCUCCUGCAACAUGCCUCUCAUGGGCUAUGAGGUGUGGUUGGGCACACUGUUCCAGAACCCGCAGCCUGGGGAGCCAGGCCUGCAGCGCGUCCCAGUGGCCAAGAUGGUCUGCGGGCCCUCAGGCUCCCAGCUUGUUCUGCUCAAGCUGGAGAGACCUGUGACCCUGAACCAGCGUGUGGCCCUCAUCUGCCUGCCCCCUGAGCGGUAUGUGGUGCCUCCAGGCACCAACUGUGAGAUCGCAGGCUGGGGCGAGACCAAAGGUACAGGGGACAACACGGUCCUGAACAUGGCCCUUCUGAACGUCAUCUCCAACCAGGAAUGUAAUGGCAAGCACCGAGGCCGCGUACGUGAAAGUGAAAUGUGCACUGAGGGACUGUUGGCCCCUGUGGGUGCCUGUGAGGGUGACUACGGGGGCCCACUUGCCUGCUUUACCCAUGACUGCUGGGUCCUACAGGGAAUUAUAAUCCCCAACCGAGUGUGCGCACGGCCCCGCUGGCCAGCCAUCUUCACACGUGUCUCUGUGUUUGUGGACUGGAUUCACAAGGUCAUGCGGCUGGGCUAGGCCCAGCCUCAAUCCUGUGUGCCUUGGGGAGGAUGAAGCUAUCUGUCAGACAUAAAGCCACCUUUCUUCUUUA